AUCCAUUUAUGAUAUCCUAUGUCCUCUCUUAAAAUUGUGACCAAAAAUAAAGUUAAAAGAUAAGAAGAAAGAAGAAGAAGAAGAAGAAGAAGAAGAAGAAAGAUUUUCUUAUCUAGUUAUCCACAAGGUAAUAAUACAGUUCCUUAAACUCAGGAAGAAAUAGAAAACGACAGAAACAUACAACAUGUGGAGAUUCUAUCCCUAAAAGGCUAAAACCUGUCCAAAACGUGACGUACAAUUCAUUUUAUCUUCUCCUUACAAGUUAUCUUCUAAUAGGAGUUUUUGUUUUAGUUCAGAAACUUUUGAGUCUUUGAGUAAAAGAUGUUGGAAGGGAAAGCGAAGGUGGAAGAGACAGACAUGCCAGUGAAGAUGCAAAUACAAGCAAUGAGGAUUGCUUCUCAAUCUCUUGAUCUUUUUGAUGUCUUUGACUCUAUUUCCAUCGCUGCUCACAUCAAGAAGGAGUUUGAUGAGAGAUAUGGAAGUGGAUGGCAAUGUGUUGUGGGAACCAAUUUUGGGUGUUUCUUCACACAUUCUAAAGGAACUUUCAUCUAUUUUCAUUUGGGGACUCUCAACUUCCUCAUCUUCAAAGGCGCCACUCUUUAGUUUCUAAACCACAUCCAUCUUUUUUUCUUUUUCUUUUAAACUCAAAAAGCUUUUUGUUUGUGUAAGAAUUAGCUGUUCUUUUUCUUUUCUUUUUUGUAAUUAUAGAUCUUGUUUCUAAUAAAAUUGUGAGAUAAUGUAUCAUUUUGGGACUAAAUAAAAUAAGAUGUUGAUUAAGAGAAUUAA
Messenger RNA from Arabidopsis lyrata subsp. lyrata, 786 nucleotides. RefSeq names its product dynein light chain 1, cytoplasmic. Gene Ontology annotation, biological process: microtubule-based process. The transcript is spliced from 2 exons. Gene Ontology annotation, cellular component: dynein complex. Gene Ontology annotation, molecular function: dynein light intermediate chain binding; dynein intermediate chain binding. Bases 322 to 603 code for a protein of 93 amino acids. The record is from RefSeq and is a predicted model, not a curated record. Lineage: Eukaryota; Viridiplantae; Streptophyta; Magnoliopsida; Brassicales; Brassicaceae.